GCACACAUCACGGAGUCAGACUCACUGUCGGUUGAGCCAGCGACCUGUAAAAACUCAUAGCAAAGGUGAUAAAGGCGUGUUGACCGUCUGUGUUUCUCCUGCCUUUUUUCCGGGUCUCGUUUGCACAGAAAUAAGCCAUAGUGUUGCCAAUAACGCUUGAGAGCGCGAGGGAGAAAAAAAGAACCGCUCGUCGCAUAUGGAUUUGUACACGAAUGCGCCUACUUGGCUGCAGCAGCAUCAGAGCCAGCAGGGCCAGCACGUCCCCGAUCCCCAGCAUGUCCACCUAGAGCCCAGAAACGAUGACUGGAAAGACCAUCCAUCACCCUCCACUCAGCCAACAGGCGCCGGCGCGACCCCAUCCACACAACCCACCUUGGAUCUGAGCGAGUUUGGUUUGGACCUACCCGGUCCUUCGUCCUCAUCGUCCUCCAUGUCCUCACAGCCUCAGUCCUUUUAUAGCCAUGCUUUUCCCCACAGCUAUUACAUGCCCGCUGUCCCAGGUCCUUACAAUGCCAUCGCGUACGGCGCACCCUCGUGGCCAAGCCAGACCCAACCGGUUCCUUUGUCAAGCUACUCCUCUUUGAAUGGGGCAACCACAAGCUCUUCUCAGCCCACCCAUUCUCAGCCUACCCAGCAGUCAGCGUCCCCUUCGCAAAUGAUGAUAGAUCCUGCCCUGACUACCAUCAAUGGCUCCGAUGUCCAGUCACAGUAUACACAGCAGUCUAAUUAUUCUUCAUCUUCGCAGCAACAUCCCCAACGUUCCCAAUAUCAGUAUCAGUCGCAUAUCCAACCCUCUACUUUAUCAAUAAAUCCUUCUUAUGUUCAUCCUUCUCAUUUUUAUCAACCCCAUCCAUCACAACACCAACCAUCAUCUCAACCCCAGGGUACUCUUUCUCCCCAUGCAUUACAUUCUCCUUCUGCCACGAUCAUGGGUUCCCUUAGUCUUAUGUCUUCACUUUAUUCUCCUUCUACGGCAUCUACUUCAACGUCUACCUCACAGACCCUUACUCCUCAGGCUCGGAAGGAACUACUCCAAGCUAACGUCAGGCCCCUGUUACUUCCCAAUUCUUUUACUGGUGCAGGGGCUGUUAGUUCUCUUGUCAACUUCAUUGACGAUUUUGGUUCGCAAGAUGUCGAUCCGCAGCUGCGAUUGGAGAUCUUGACAAAAAUUAGAGAUAAUGCAGGUAAUCAUUACUUUCGAGCAUGGUCUGAAAACCCCACCGCAAUGGAUGUGACGCGAGAAUGGCUCAAGGCAGGUUUCACCGCCAAAAGUGACAGUACUUUAGUCGAGACUGUUAUGCCCCUGUUGCACAUUAUAGACCGGCUGCCUCUCACGAUCGAAUCAUUGAAAUCAUCUAAGUUAGGCAAGAUAAUUGUGAAAUUGGUUAAGGAACCUCCAGCUCCGGCAAUAAAGGACAUGGCAUCUAACCUGGAACGAAGAUGGCGCCAGUUGCUUCAGGCGCAGGAUAAUGCCUCGAAACAAGGCGAUCCUAAAGUGGCAGAGGAGGCCAAAAACAAGAAGAGAAAACCGAUAGACCCUCCUACGAAAAUCCCACCACCAACGAAAAAGGUAGCUGUUUCUUAUCCUGUUUCGAAGGUGACGGUGGUCAAGAAGGAGGCGAAAUCUGCGGUUAAGGACGCCAAGUCAGACUCGUCUUUCUUCUCGGCGCCAAAGCCAAAACCGAAGUUGCCCAACUUCAAGAAAGCUGCUCUGCCAACCAAGAAGGAACUAGAUCUUAAUGUUGCACAGCCAUCGUCUAUUGAUCCGUUCCAGGAGGUUUUGAAGUCGAUGGCAAAAGGUCGAAAGGAGUCGCCAGCUACCUCUACGCCACCGCCGACAUCUCAAGUUUCAGCAGCUAAUGCGACAAGUUCUCUUAUUAAAGUUAAGAGGAAAUCUGUCACCUGGGCUCCCGAGGGUCAACUGGAGUCAAUUCGACUUAUAGAGAGGGCUAUCUACGACGAUGACCCAGUAGAUGGUAUUCAUACGUCUCAUAGUCUCCGUGACUUGGAUCGAGGUGAAGGAGCAGCAUUGCAUGUUCCCUUGUUCGAAGAACUCAUCGACUGGUUUGAUCCCAUGUCUAUUGAAAUCCCCGAGGACAUCGAAUUGCCUCCGAGAGGCUUGCAGAGUGCGGAGAGAGUAACUCAGGAAGAGCGAGAGCAAACUGCUUUAGGUGCAUUGUAUAUGUCUGCAGCGCACAUACCCGAUAGCCCUGGUGAACCUACGAUCACCAUUGCAGAUGAAGAAGUUGAUAAAGAGGUCAAAUUGAUGACGGUGGGGCAGGACGGUGACAGUACAUUUUGGAGUGAGGCUAGUUCCUCUUCGAUGGACACUCAGCAAGUUUCGGUUGCCGAUCUCGUAGGUCAGCUUACAGCUGGCGAUGUUGAUCAGACAAUGGCGAGUGCGCCGUAUGAUGGGCAGAGCUUCCAUACAUUGGGAUUUGAUUCAAAACUGCUUUCUUCACUUGCUGCUAUGCAAACCAUUCCUCCCGAACAGAUGCAGCAGUUGAUGCAACAAGCUCAGACCAUGUUUGGCCAGGGCCAAUCCAACAGCGUACAGCCCCCUUACGGCGGCGCCGAACAAAACUGGAAUGCGAAUCAAUAUGCCGAUUAUGGACAGGAUUACGCCGACGACGGCUCACGAGAUCGACGUUGGGGAGCUGAUAGCAGGGGACGAGGGCGUGGCCGUGGCCGCGGCCGCGGUCGAGGUGAAGACGUUGGUUUUAGAAAUAAUAAAAGAAAACCUUGCAGUUUCUUUGCAGCAGGAAGAUGCAAAUUUGGCGAUCAGUGCGACUUCAGUCACGAACCUAUAUAUUGAUUAUCUGGACCAUUGUAGCAUAAGCAGAGUAUUCCUUGACAUGAAAAACAGUUUUGAGAUCGUUUUCUAGCCUUUAAGUGGGUACACUAGGACGAGGGACUACGAGGGACAAGGGUAUGUUCUCCAAGACAUACCCACACCAUACGAUCGGAGUUCAAUUCCCACCGAUAAGAUAAAAACGUGGAAUUCGGUGUCAUAAUAGUACAGGUAAUUAUAAAUAACACGUUCAUGGACCGCCCUCCUAGUUUUAGAUCCAACGCAGAAAACAAUGAGUAUGGUACACUUUGUACUGCGAAACAGCUGAGAUAAUCGCUAACAAAAAGACAAGCAAAUCCGACGAUAAUAAAUCAAAACACAGCAAAGAGGCUUCUAUCCACCGGCUGUUCGCCCGCGCUUUCGGGUCACUCUUUUAUUAGGAGGUUGUUCGGCAUUACUCGUGGUGGGUGAGUUGGUAUCAUUAGGCUUCCGUUUGAGUGUAGCGUUGCCUAUCGAUGGCGUAGUGUUGGCCGAGGUCUGGGAGGUGGUGGGUGCAGAUGACGUCGAGCUUAGUGGCGGAGGAGCAGGAUUCGACCCCUGCAAUUGCGGUUGGCCUUUAUUCUUCUGUGGAGUGUCGAUAGACAGAUGAUUAUUUUGUGGGGAAUCAGUUGAAGGUCUUGGUUGUGGGAUGGAUGACGGAUUUGCCGACGGCACACCAGAAUAGAGUGUUACUGGGGCCGAGUGUACACCGUUGAGACCCUGAAAGCUCUGAAAAUUGACUGGUCCAGCGCCAUUAGACAUGGCCAACGUUCCAGGCGGCCCUAAAUUUUGUGCUUGAUUCUCUUUUAUACCCACCG
Molecule: messenger RNA, 3648 nt
Organism: Serpula lacrymans var. lacrymans S7.9
Lineage: Eukaryota; Fungi; Basidiomycota; Agaricomycetes; Boletales; Serpulaceae
Exons: 9
Coding region: 197-2815 (872 amino acids)
Molecular function (GO): metal ion binding
Source: RefSeq, a predicted model, not a curated record